AUGGCGACCGAAAUGGUUGGCGGCCAAAGCGACGAUGUGCACCAGCCGCCUGCGUGCAUUGCUCCAGCUCCGAUGGAGGACUAUGUCUUCCCAGAACUCCGCCUCAAGGGCAAAAUGAACGACCCAGAGAAGACUCCGCUGCUUCUCGUCGCCUGUGGCUCCUUCUCCCCCAUCACAUAUCUGCAUCUGCGCAUGUUUGAAAUGGCGGCCGAUUACGUCAAGUUCAGCACCGACUUUGAACUCAUCGGUGGCUACCUUUCGCCGGUGUCGGAUGCCUAUCGCAAGGCUGGUUUGGCCAGCGCGGAGCACCGGUAA
Messenger RNA from Penicillium canariense, 315 nucleotides. Its product is annotated as Nicotinamide/nicotinic acid mononucleotide adenylyltransferase. Gene Ontology annotation, molecular function: nicotinamide-nucleotide adenylyltransferase activity; nicotinate-nucleotide adenylyltransferase activity. Bases 1 to 315 code for a protein of 104 amino acids. The record is from RefSeq and is a predicted model, not a curated record. NCBI's taxonomy places the organism in Eukaryota, Fungi, Ascomycota, Eurotiomycetes, Eurotiales, Aspergillaceae. The transcript has a single exon. Gene Ontology annotation, biological process: NAD+ biosynthetic process.